UGUUCUUGCUAUAUCCUUCCUGUUCUGGCUGCCUUCGUAUUGGCUGUCAAGCCACUCCUUAGUGUCAACAGUGUACUUUUAUCAGAGAAGGUCCUGCUCUCAGUGCUCCUCAAAGAGGGACACGUAGUAGCAGGAUAUGUGACUGCUUCCUGUAUGCGGUAGGAAUAGAGAUAUUGGCAAAAUUGUGGUCUGACUGCCUCUCAUUCCUCCAUGCCUGUUUCUCCAGGCUAUGCCCGUCUGGACCAUAAUGAGCCCAUGAACUCUUUGCGCAUCUCAGUAGGAGGACUUCCAAUGCUGGCCUCUAUGACCAACCCCACAGACCCCCGCUUCCGCAUCAAAUGGAGAGCCAUCAUCCUUGUAGUGACUAUAAUAACUCUUGUCCUUCUCAUCUACAUGCACUUGGCACCUAUUCGCUCACAGCCCAGUGGCAGAUAUGGCUGGAGGUUAAACCACCCAGAGGCUGUGGGUGAGGAUCAGUACAAUGACACUUACCCCCUUAGUCCUCCUGAACGCACCCUCCAGGGCACACGUUACCGCAUUGGGGUCAUUGCUGACUUGGACACACACUCAAGCAUUGAGAAUAAGCUGACCUGGUUCAGCUACAUGCGGAAGGGCCACCUACUAGUGUCGGAAAGUGGGGACAAAGUGGCAGUAGAGUGGGACCCAGAAAAAGUGGUGCUGGAGAGCCAUCUAGCAGAGAAAGGGCGAGGCAUGGAGCUUUCAGAGUUGGUAGCUUAUAAUGGGAAGUUGUACAGCGUGGACGAUCGUACAGGUGUGGUAUACAACAUAGAUGGAAAAAAGGCAGUGCCUUGGGUUAUACUGCCAGAUGGUGAUGGCUCUGUCUCUAAAGGUUUUAAGGCAGAGUGGCUUGCUGUAAAGGACGACCACCUGUAUGUGGGUGGUCUUGGAAAAGAGUGGACCACCACUACAGGAGAAGUGGUCAACAACAAUCCUGAAUGGGUGAAAGUGGUGGGCUUCCGCGGAGAUGUGCAGCACCAGAACUGGGUUUCCAAGUACAACUCUCUCCGCAGUGCAGCUGGAAUCAGUCCCCCAGGCUAUCUCAUCCAUGAGUCGGCUGCCUGGAGUGACACUCUCCAGCGCUGGUUUUUCCUGCCGCGUCGUGCUAGCACAGAGCGCUAUGAUGAAACGGAAGAUGAACGGCGUGCCACGAACCUGAUGCUUUGCUGCACUGCAGACUUCACAGAUAUUGUAGUAAGCCAAGUGGGACCCUUAAAUCCCACCCAUGGCUUCUCCUCUUUUAAGUUUAUCCCAAACACGGAUGACCAGAUCAUAGUUGCCCUGAAAUCUGAAGAAGAUGCUGGGAAGAUAGCAACCUACAUCUUGGCUUUCACUCUUGAUGGCCGUAUAUUGCUUCCUGAAACAAAGAUUGGUGAUGUGAAAUAUGAAGGACUUGAGUUUAUUUAGUGCCAAAAGAAUGAUCCAGAAAAAUCAGUUUAGAUGUUUCUUUUUACUUUUGUGUGAUAGGGCCUUUGUGGACAUUAAGCAUGUGAGCUGAAGGUGUGACUUCAGUCUCACUCAUGUCUUGUGAAAAGUGGGGUUGGGGUUAUUUAUUUAGAGACAGAAUAACAAGGCACACUGUUCAACUUGUCAGUGAGCGUCUCCUCAGAGCAUGUGCCAAGAACUCUGGAAGUUUAUUGUGUUUAUAGUUAGACUCUUCUCACUGCUUUUGUGGUCUCAUGCUAGUAAAAUACUGAUUUGUGAAAUGAAUGUAAUUGAGUGAAAUGAACACAAAAUGCAGUCAAAGUCUUGCACAUACAGAUACAUGUACUUCUAAAGAUGUUUGUACUGUACCAAAUAUGAUUGUGCUGAAUGUCAUUUUUUACAUGAAAGAAUCUAAACACUUGUCUAAUCUCCUAUUUGGGUGUAUGUGUGAGUGUCAUUUUGUGUCACAUAAAAAGACAAAAGCUUA
Messenger RNA from Colossoma macropomum (tambaqui), 1930 nucleotides. It is a transcript of the gene cant1a, whose product is annotated as calcium activated nucleotidase 1a. Gene Ontology annotation, molecular function: calcium ion binding; GDP phosphatase activity; UDP phosphatase activity. The transcript is spliced from 4 exons. The coding region runs from base 211 to 1425 and encodes 404 amino acids. The record is from RefSeq and is a predicted model, not a curated record. Gene Ontology annotation, biological process: proteoglycan biosynthetic process. NCBI's taxonomy places the organism in Eukaryota, Metazoa, Chordata, Actinopteri, Characiformes, Serrasalmidae.